Molecule: messenger RNA, 3194 nt
Organism: Schizosaccharomyces japonicus yFS275
Lineage: Eukaryota; Fungi; Ascomycota; Schizosaccharomycetes; Schizosaccharomycetales; Schizosaccharomycetaceae
Product: fungal protein
Exons: 1
Coding region: 16-1053 (345 amino acids)
Cellular component (GO): mitochondrial membrane
Source: RefSeq, a predicted model, not a curated record
GUGCGUCCAGCAAACAUGAAAUCAAUGAACAGCAAUGUAGACGCGGGAAAGACUCUAGGCGCGCAUAGCGGACAAGGUGCAAUUGGGGAGGAGCAGCCAGCUGCGCUGAAAUACGAGAAGAAACCGAGCCCAGAGGUGCCACCGACAACGAGAGACGUUAACAAGAAGCACAACAACGGUAUACGAGAGAAGGACGUUGUUUCGAAACAAAAUGCUCAAACAGAAGUCACAAGUCCUGCUGUUCCUGCGAUGAACAGUGCGCAGAAUCAACAUUCACAACCGUCACAGGGAUCAUCAACAGUGGAAGAACGGUUACAGGGUUUCAAUCGGGCAACAUACACGGGUUUGGCACGAGGUGCCUGUCUCGGAGUUACCGCAGGACUUGGUCUGUGCUACCUCGGCAAUAGGUACUCACAUGGGUUUCGUAAACUACCUGUCUCGCUCAAGUCAUGGUUUGUUAUUGGCAGUUCGUUGUGUGCCAGUGUGAUCGAUGGAGAGAAAUCCGGCAUGCGGUACGAAAGCCGUCAGUACGAGUCGCUGACUGUUACUGAAGAACGCCCAAAACACAUCAAGCUAUCCGACUGGCUGCUGCAGAAGUAUGACGAGAAAAAGUGGCCCUUAAUCCUAAGCUCAUGGGCUGGCAGCCUGGGUCUCAGCUUCUAUCUCGUAAACCGUGACCCUUACAGCACACCAGCUCAAAAGGUCGUCCAGGCACGUAUGUAUGCCCAAGGCAUCACAGUUGGUUUGCUACUCGUCAGUGUCUAUUUGUCUGCCGUCGCGAAAUCAAAAAAGCCUUCUGAAAAGGUUGUCUAUAUGACAGACCCAUCAGAUCAUACGAAGAAGGUGCGCUACAUAGUACCCAAUGGCGAACGCUACCCCGGCGAAAACCAAUGGCAGAUUCUCGUUUCCCAACAGGAACAGCAGCUUCGUGCACAGAACAAGCCGUUACGAGAAGGACAAGAGAGUCCGCAAGAGAGUCCAGAGAGCCAGGAUAAUCAAAAUGCAAAAUUAGCCGUUAAUGAAGAACAACAGAGGGAGCCAAACUCCCAUUAGAAUCUUUGGUCGGAUCCUCAGUCGUCGAUGAAUGUUCACGUGUUUUCGUUUCCGCUUUGUAGUGCAUGAAUGUCAUGAAAAGAAUUGGUUUUUUAAUCCAAUGAGGCGUAUUUUCGAUAGUGACUUUUACGGCUCGAAAUCGUUUGACGCACCUUCUGUAAUCAAGCGGCGGACUUCCCAACGUGGAUCGGCUUUAGGAAAACAGUCUCUGUAGUGCUCAAUAGCCGAUUGAAGGAAUACUCCAAAAGGACUUGUGCUUUGAGAACGGAGACUAAGAACAGUAGACACAUCAUCAGACGGGACCAACGUUGGUCCAACACACACUGCGAGAUUCCAGGGAUCCAUAAGGUUUUCCUGAGACGCAGUGGAAACACUGUGCAAUAGGGAGAAAAAGUAGAGUGCUGCAUUUUGGGCUUCGGUGUCUAAAUGAGUGUUAAUGCACGAAAUAGCAACCGCCGGGGGAGGCGGCACAGUCUGAUUUUCUGGGGCCAGAGGCUCUCCGCUUUGGGCGUUUGCAAGUGUAUUUUCUGCGUCCCUGCUCGCCUCCGAGCUUUUUUCUUCCAAUUCCUUUACAAAAGCAGCACUGAAAAGUGGUUUAUCCAUGCUGCGAUAAUAUCGUUUUACAAGACUAGCCGCUGCAACAGGACCAAAUGAAGCAAGCGGUACCUCAAAAUCGUUUUCGUACAAAUACCAUAGAAUGUCAGUGUGAGAUUUUGAUGGCGAUCGUCGGAAAAGGCCCUCAGUGUGCACACGCUGCUGUAUCAAAACGGCGCAUUCGUACAAUAGCCGAUGGACACCACGAAGGCUGAGAGCGUGUGCUGUUGGAGGAAAUGCGUUCACAUGCGCUUGAAUUUCUGCUCGAGAACCGCGUGCACGCAUUUGUACCUCCCAUUCACGUUCAUAAACCGUAACUGGGAAUGCGAUGGCUCGUCCAGCGAUCGGUUCAGGCAGCUUGGAGAUGCUGUCUACGUAAAAUACUUUGGCAAAAAACUUGGGGCUCACCAUAGGAAGCAACAGCAUCAAGGUUGCUCGGGACAGCCAAUCGGGGAAAAGUAUAAAGACAGCUUUAAUCUGUUUUUUCAAGGUGUAGUCCAGCCGCCGGUAGCCCUUGGCAAGCAGUGAGGAAUGAGUAAAUAUAGUUGUUCUCUGUGCCGACAGCACAACGCUGAACGGGCCUCCCUGCACCAAGUCGUUGAGACGAGUGUACACAGCAUCUACAAUGCUGUCGGCGUCUGCUCUCAGUGAAUUUACCAGCUCUGCCGUAACCACGAGAACGGGAUCAUCUGUUGUGUUAGAGAAGAUUGUAAACAACACGAGGAGUAGAAAAAAUGAAUGGAAGCACAAUAGAGUAUAAGCAAGCCAAUCAAAAUCCGAGUCAAGCUCACUGAGAACAAAUCUCAACCAACAAUAGAAACAUCACCUAACCGUGAAUUUCCAGCACAAGUCUUUUCGUCGAUAGAAUCCAAUCAAUUGCUUCCCAAGUCCUGCCUUAUUUCCUUCAUUUCUUCCUUCAGUCCCCUAACGACAUACCUUCCUGGUCAUACCCUCCCGUGUAUAUUAAAUUGUUAAUAACUUCUUGCAUGUUCGUAUGCACAGACCGUGGUGCAGACAGCACAAACACAGUCCCAGACGAUUUUUAGCUGACUGCUCACUAAAAUGUCCUGGCGAAACAGCGACAGAGUGAAUGGUUGUGGUGGUGUGUGAGCAAGUCCCUUAUGUCGUGCUCAGCAUAUUACAACAUAGCGUUUAAAAGCGCGGAGUAGUUUCCUUUUGUAGAGGACAGUAAGAGCAGUAUUUUCAUAUACGGCACCAGCUAGUUUUGAAAAGUUAAGAACCUGCAACCUUUCAUCACGCAUGCCUUUGUUGCUAGAUCUUUUUCCACGACAGAAUAAAGUUCACGGGGUGGGCGAGCCACGUGUUCCUCACGUGCACCCUAAUCCCCACACGUGGCUACCAAUCUGAGCAUUCGGCGCCCAAUACAGCAGUUAAUGUUUUGGUUGGACCAAAGUGCCGCGCAUCUGAGGCAACUUCUUUCAGUAUCUUUCACUUUCGUCACAGCAUUGAAAGCUGUUUUGGUUGCUUUGAUACGAGAGCAAGGAAAGCUGGCUGAAACAGGAGUUGUAUGUCAGGUACAAAUAGAC